UGUAGCAAUGUAAACCGGUUUCCAGAAAUGAUUUUAAUAUUAAACAAAAUGACAUAAAUCAAAGCCGCUUUGAGUUCUAAUCGGAAUUAAAAAGAGUAAGGGACUGUGGAUGAAUAUGCUUCAGCAUUGGCUAAAUUAGUAUAAUAACUGACAAGCUGUUCUAUAUAGAAAAGUACUCGGUCAAACUGUUUCUGUCGACGACAAUAUGAGCAUGCAGAGAGAACGCAAAAUGUGCGCUGACCUGGCAGCUUUCUACGCUUUAGAUUUCACAUCCCUGUACAAAGAAUUGGUUGAUAAUACAGUGUUAAGUGCAGCAGUAGAUGCAAAAAUAUUAUCUGCCCUCAGUGAUUUUUCAUCGGAAAAGUUCCAGGAAACUAUCAGCAUAUGUAAAAUAUUGUUAGAUUUUAUAUGGGAGCAACUCAAUCAAGGACAUUGGAAAGAUGUCAAUAUAAGUUGGAGAUAUUCAUACACACUUGUUUCAGUUGUAAAAGCUUUGAGUGAAUAUGUUCUCCUAAGAAAUGAUGACGAUAGAUUUAAUUUUGACAAUAUCAUGAAGUCUUGUGACAUGGGAUUAUUAAUGGGAGCUCCCUUUUUAGAUAACAUACUUGCUAGGUUAUGCACACAUCUUAAUAGGGACUUUCAGAAAAGUUUAGAAUGUGUCAGUGAUCAUAAGAAGACUGAGGAAAAGAAACAUGUUUCAGACUCUGAACAUGAAAUUAAUGAGACUGUUAAACGUCAAAAACUUGUUAAGGAUGAUCUUGUUGAAUCAAUGUCUGAUGAAAAGUGUAUGAAGAGAAUUUCGUGUCCGUCAAUAGAGACAUUUAGACGAGACUUUUACUUGACGGAAACUCCAGUGAUCAUUACUGAUGUUAUGGAAGGUUGGCCAGCUCUUGAUAACAGAAAAUGGACUUUAGAUUACAUUAAGAAAAUUGCAGGAUGUCGGACAGUUCCUAUAGAAUUAGGGUCCAAAUACACGGACGAUUCAUGGUCACAGAAAUUAAUGACUGUUCGAGAAUUUAUUGAAACAUACAUCGAAAUGAAGACAAGAGAAACUGAUAUAGGAUAUUUAGCACAACAUCAGCUGUUUAAUCAGAUACCUGAAUUACAGAAUGAUAUUAUUACACCGGAUUACUGUUACCUCGGUAACAGCGAGGACGUUGAUAUAAACGCUUGGUUUGGACCUAAAGGGACAGUUUCACCUGUACAUUAUGACCCGAAGCACAAUUUUCUAGCUCAAGUGAUGGGAGAAAAAUAUAUACGAAUUUAUCCGCAGUCUGAAACAGAUAACUUAUACCCACAUGAUACAACUUUACUGAAAAAUACAAGUCAAAUAGAUGUCGAGAAUCCAAACUUUGAGAAAUUUCCGAAGUUCAGAGAUGCAAGUUAUGUGGAAUGUGUUUUGAAAAGUGGAGAAAUGUUGUACAUACCACCAAAGUUCUGGCAUUUUGUGAAAUCGAUUUCCAUCAGUUUUUCAGUUAGUUUUUGGUGGGAGUAAAGCACAUUUGCAUAUUUUUUGAUAACGUGGAAUAAGUUUAUCGAGUUGGAAGAAGAGAAGAAAAUAUUGAAGGAUUCUCAAAUUUUCUGUUAUGAUAUCUCAAUUUCUGACUAUUAUAAAAUAAGUAAUCCAAGUGACGUAAAAGUUUCACACUUGUAUAUAUGACUCGUAUAUCAUUGGAAACAACAACAUAAACUACAUUUAAUCUUUAUUCUAUCAAAUGCAAAUGUGCAAAUAUACAUUGAUUUUUAUUGUUUCGUUACAUAGUGAAUGUGUUAAUAAAAACAUGUAUAAGUAAAUGUGUCUUGGUGAAUUAUUAUUAGUGUUAAUAAAAACCCGUAAUAUUAAACAAAUUCUAGAAGACGACUUCUAUAUUUCCAUGCAUGAUCAUCUAUCAUUUAAGCCUUAACCUGUUGGAACCGGAAAUGAUAGGCCUUUGCCACAGUAAUAGAACA
Ruditapes philippinarum (Manila clam) is the source of this 1950-nucleotide messenger RNA. Its product is annotated as lysine-specific demethylase 8-like. The transcript is spliced from 2 exons. The coding region runs from base 206 to 1495 and encodes 429 amino acids. NCBI's taxonomy places the organism in Eukaryota, Metazoa, Mollusca, Bivalvia, Venerida, Veneridae. The record is from RefSeq and is a predicted model, not a curated record. Gene Ontology annotation, molecular function: histone H3K36 demethylase activity. Gene Ontology annotation, cellular component: nucleus.